Messenger RNA from Cynocephalus volans (Philippine flying lemur), 1989 nucleotides. It is a transcript of the gene GK5, whose product is annotated as glycerol kinase 5. The record is from RefSeq and is a predicted model, not a curated record. Gene Ontology annotation, biological process: triglyceride metabolic process; glycerol-3-phosphate biosynthetic process; glycerol metabolic process. Gene Ontology annotation, molecular function: kinase activity; phosphotransferase activity, alcohol group as acceptor. The transcript has 16 exons. Gene Ontology annotation, cellular component: mitochondrion. Lineage: Eukaryota; Metazoa; Chordata; Mammalia; Dermoptera; Cynocephalidae. The coding region runs from base 73 to 1680 and encodes 535 amino acids.
UGCGGCGGGCCGUGUGGGUAGCGCCGCGAGCCCGCGCGGGAGGCCGCCGCGGCGGAGGGACCGCGGGUCGGGAUGUCGGCGCUGACCACCGACCCGGAGCAGGGGCUUCCGGAUCAGAGCGCGCCGGACGCUCCCAGCGCCGGGUUCGUUCUGGGGCUGGACGUGGGCAGUUCUGUGAUCCGCUGCCACGUCUAUGACCGGGAGGCGCGAAUCCGCGGUGCCAGCGCUCAGAAGGUAGAAAGUCUUUAUCCUCAAACUGGCUGGGUUGAAAUUGAUCCUGAUGUUCUCUGGGUUCAGUUUGUUGCUGUAAUAAAAGAAGCUGUCAAAGCUGCAGGAAUACAGAUGAAUCAAAUUGUUGGUCUUGGCAUUUCAACACAGAGAGCAACUUUCAUUACAUGGAACAAGAAAACGGGAAAUCAUUUUCACAACUUUAUUAGUUGGCAAGACCUAAGAGCUAUUGAACUUGUAAAAUCUUGGAAUAGUUCUCUUCUAAUGAAGCUGAUACACAGCUCUUGCCGAGUGCUUCACUUUUUCACUAGGAGUAAGCGACUUCUCGCAGCCAGUUUGUUCACUUUCACAACCCAGCACGCAUCUUUGCGAUUGGCCUGGAUUUUACAGAACCUGACAGAGGUGCAAAAGGCAGUUGAAGAAGAAAAUUGUUGCUUUGGGACUCUUGAUACCUGGUUGUUAUAUAAGCUCACGAAAGGUUCUGAAUAUGCCACGGAUUUUUCACAUGCCAGCACAACAGGACUUUUUGAUCCGUAUGAGAUGUGUUGGAGUGGGUUCAUUACCUCCCUGCUUUCGAUACCACUCUCUAUCCUGCCUCCCGUGAGGGACACAAGCCAUAAUUUUGGAUCAGUGGAUGAAGAGAUAUUUGGUGUGCCUAUACCAAUAGCUGCCUUGGUUGCUGACCAGCAAUCAGCCAUGUUUGGAGAGUGCUGCUUCCAGACAGGAGAUGUGAAAUUAACCAUGGGAACUGGGACUUUUUUGAACAUUAAUACUGGAAAUAACCCUCAACAGACUGUCGGAGGCUUUUAUCCAUUAAUUGGGUGGAAGAUUGGGCAAGAAGUCGUUUGCUUAGCUGAAGGCAAUGCAGGAGACACUGGUACUGCCAUUAAAUGGGCUCAACAAUUAGAUCUUUUCACAGAUGCUGCUGAGACUGAAAAAAUGGCCAAAAGUUUGGAAGAUUCUGAAGGAGUUUAUUUUGUUCCAUCUUUUAGUGGAUUACAGGCUCCGUUAAAUGACCCCCGUGCAUGUGCCUCUUUUAUGGGUUUGAAGCCCUCCACUAGUAAAUACCACCUUGUGCGAGCAAUAUUGGAGUCAAUAGCAUUUAGAAACAAACAAUUAUAUGAAAUGAUGCGGAAAGAAAUCCAUAUUCCUGUAACAAAAAUCCGGGCAGAUGGAGGAGUCUGUAAGAACGGUUUUGUCAUGCAGAUGACUUCAGACUUGAUUAAUGAGAAUAUAGACAGACCCGUCCACAUUGACAUGUCGUGCCUAGGUGCAGCUUCUCUAGCUGGCCUUGCUGUUGGGUUUUGGACUGACAAGGAGGAACUAAAGAAACUUAGGCAAAGUGAAAAGGUUUUCAGGCCACAGAAGAAAUGUCAAGACUAUGAAAUGAGUAUGGAAAACUGGGUGAAAGCAGUGAAACGCUCCAUGAAUUGGUACAAUUUUAAAACAUAACACUAAACGAAAUGAUCCCAACCGUAGAUGGCUGUUUGACAUGACAUGCAGAUGAGACAAAGUUCAGGAAUAACCAAUAGGAUGAUGAAUGAGAGGAGAUUUAAAAUGAACUUCACAACCUGAGAGACAAGCAUUGUUUUCAAAACAAACAAAAAACUUAUUUUUAAAACCAAACUUUGGUAAGAUUGUAAGGCAGCAAUACCUCAAAACUUUAUGUCCUUUGUUUUGUAGUAAAUUCCAAAUGAUGUCAGCCCUUUCCAGCCAUAUUUUGAUAGUUAUGGGUCUUCCUCCUUUUUAUACUGGGUCAGU